AUGUCUUCCAUCUGGUCUUCCCUCCGCUCCGUUCUACACAAUGGCCGCAGCAAGCUGCUCCCAUCCGGCAACACCAUCUCUUCCGUCCCGGCCUUGGACAUGCUCGCCCACAACUGGAGUCUAGCCUUCACUUCCUUCGGCGGUCCUACCGUUCACUUUCAGAUCUUCCACCGGCUCUUCGUCGAGGGCUACAAGUGGAUCGAUGAGACGACCUACCAGCAAAUGUUCGCCUUGUGUCAGGCCCUGUGCGGCCCCGGCUCCACCAAGAUGCUCUACGCCAUCAACGUCUUGCACUACGGCUUCUGGACGGGCCUGCUGUCGCUUUUCGUCUGGAGUCUGCCUAUGGCCAUCGCUGCCUUUGGUCUCGCUGUGGGCAUCAGCAAUGUUGGCGAGCAACUGCCCUUACCCGUCUAUGCCUUGCUGAGUGGGCUCAAUUCAGCUACGGUGGGCAUUAUUGCCCUAGCGGCGGUCCAGCUGAGUAAGAAAGCCAUCACCGAUACUCUGACGCGCAUCUUGGUAUUCUUUGGCGCCACGGCUGGAAUGCUCUACAACGCCUUGUGGUACUUCCCCGUGCUAAUGGUUGUUGGCGGCACAGCAACCGUGGUUUGGGAUUUGAGACUGCUCCAAAGGGCCUGGAGACGAGUGAGGAAACGUUCUGCGAAUUCCGAGCCUCCUGUGGAAGAGGGUGUCGAGCUGGAACGAGUCGACCGAGAUGGCCAGGAAGGUUCCGCCAUCACGCAACACCGUAUGAAGCCGGAGGCGCCUAUCGGGAGGUCUGAGUCAUCUAGAAGCAUUCCGAACGGCGAGGCAGAGGGGGCCUCGGGGAGCGCAUCAAGAGUGACUCGGUCAUGGAAGCUGGGCGCAAGCAUCGUCGCUGCCUUCCUUGCCUCCUUCGUCGUCGUUAUGGUAUGCCGAGGUUUGUUCAGUGAUGUGUACCGCGGCUUCGAUCUCUUCGCCAAUCUCUACCUGGCCGGCACGAUCAUCUUCGGUGGCGGACCUGUCGUCAUUCCGCUCCUUCGCGAGUACGUCGUCGGUCCUGGAUGGGUCGCGCCUCGUGACUUCCUUUUGGGCCUCGCUAUCACGCAAGCGUUUCCGGGUCCGAACUUCAACUUCGCCGUCUACCUUGGAACACUUGCGGUGGCCGGCACAAAUGUACCGCCAGCGGCUGGUGCGCUGAUUGGCUACCUCGCUAUCUUCACGCCGGGCAUCUGGCUCCACACCGGCUUCAUGGGUCUAUGGACUAGAGCUCGCAAACUUCACGCGGUCAGAGCGUGCUUGAGAGGGCUUCAUGCUGCGGCAGUCGGACUUGUGUUCACCGCGGUGUACCGUCUCUUCGAAAUUGGCUACCUGGACGAGAACGUCCAAGGAGGUGGGAGUCUGAGCCGCGAUCCCUGGUGGGUGGUCAUCUUGGCCACGAGUUUUGUUGGAGGCAUGAGUUUCGGUGUGAGCCCUCCCAUGGCUAUCAUCAUCGGUGCGGUCAUGGGGCUCAUCUGGUAUGCGGUCGUGAGGGCUUGA
Messenger RNA from Saxophila tyrrhenica, 1515 nucleotides. RefSeq lists its product as uncharacterized. Gene Ontology annotation, molecular function: chromate transmembrane transporter activity. Gene Ontology annotation, biological process: chromate transport. The coding region runs from base 1 to 1515 and encodes 504 amino acids. The record is from RefSeq and is a predicted model, not a curated record. The transcript has a single exon. Lineage: Eukaryota; Fungi; Ascomycota; Dothideomycetes; Mycosphaerellales; Extremaceae.